AUGACGGCCAAGUCUCAGGUCUAUGUUGUAAAUGAGGAUGCGGCUUCAAAAGAUGCGAUCAUUGCUGAUGAUACUCCAAAAACUCCGUGGAAAUCGAUCUAUUUGAUUGGAGUGUUGGCGCUAUGUACCGCCAUUCAGUUUUCGUUGUAUUUUAGCUCCAUGUGGCCGUAUUUGCAGUUGGUGAGGGUUAUAUGACUUUUGGGGUAUAUCUAUUUAUUCAAUCCUUCAAAAGUUUGAAGCAAAAAUAUUUUUUAGAAAUCAUAUUGUUUUAGGUAACACUUGAUGUUCAUCCUUAAUUUUAAUGACACAAAAUAACUUUUCUUUUUUAGCUGGAUCCAACUGUAACAGAAGAGUUUUACGGUUAUGUUGUAGCCGUCUAUUCGGCCGGCCUGAUCAUAGCAGCUCCAUUAAUUGGACUAUGGAGCAAUAAAGUUAAGAAUAUUCGAACUCCAGUUAGAUUCUGUAUUUGCCUUCAACUGGCCGGUAAUCUACUGUACUUCUUUGCUCAAACAUUGCCAUUUGGUCGCAAGUUUGCUGUAAUGUUUGCUAGGUUCUUCGUUGGUGCAGCUUGUUGUAAGUUCUUGUAAUAUUAGAGGAAGAUAUAUAAUUUGUUUUAGGUAAAAUACGUAUAAAAAAGUCUAAGUAGUUAACGCAUUUUUCGUAAUACAUAUAAACUUGUAUGUAAGAGUAUCAUAAUCUGUGACAUUAAUAUUUUAGGUCACAGUGGCCUUUUGAAAGCCUACGCAGCUACAGCUAGUGUUAGCGCCGACCGUUCUCGAGCUAUGGCUAUUUUUACCGGCGGUGUUGCUUUCGGUCUUACUAUUGGGCCAGGUAAGGGUUCUUUAACUGGUUUUUAAAAUUUUUAAUUUAAAAGUUUAUCAGAUUUUAAAUUUUUGAAAAAUAAUUUUUUUAAAUCAAACAACAUUUAUUUUAGGUCUUCAAUUAAUUUUUGUGCCCCUCGGCUUUCCUGGCUUUAAACUUUUCAAUCUACUUCAAAUCAACAUGUACACUACCCCACCAUUGGCUGCUAUGUUCUUGAACAGUACAGCCUUGUUCAUAAUGACCUUUGUGUUUGAAGAAACUUAUGCCGGGUUAGCUGGUGGGUCUUCUAAUGAAGCUGUUAAGGUAUGUACACAUUGUUUGUUAUAUUGUGCCAUUUAUAAUUUUUUGAGAUGUGUUUUGACGUUUUUAUUAAUCACGUACUUUUAAAAUGACAUAUCAGGUAAAAUACGAGCUGUAGUUGAUAAUUUUAUAAAGCUACGAUUUGAAAUAUAUAAUUUUAGGACAAAGAAGCUGAAAAGGAAAUCAGAAAAGCCAAAGAAAUCAAAAUUCCGCCAUUUGACAAAUUGGCACUAGUACUAUGUCAUUUGGGGCGAUUCACGCAGACUUUUACUUUUACAGCACUGGAAACGUAAGUCAAUUUUUGAAGUUUUCCUACCUUAACCCUACCUACUUUACCUUACCCUACUACCUUAGCUUACCUUAUCAUACCUUUUUUUGGUCUAGAUUUACAUUACUCUACUUUAAUCUGCUCUACCUUACCCACCUUACGCUACUCUUCUUUACCGUAUUCUAAUUUACUUUAUUCUAUCCUACUUUACCUUACUCUACUAUACUCUACUCUAUUACCCUAUCGGAAUUGACCAUAUGUACAUUAUUUUGCCUUACCGUACCGUAUCUUAGACCAAUCAUACUCUAGCUCUCCAUAAGAAUGAAGUUUUGUAAAAUACGUGCUAAAUUGAUGUUGCUGUUAAUUGAAGUAAUAUUAAAAUAUUUAGAAUUGGCACAGCCUAUGCGAUGACAAUUUUUGCUUGGACAAAAAAAGAAGCGGUCACAUAUGUUGCCAUAUCUUAUUCUUUCAUGAGCGUGGUAGAGUUUGUAGCUUAUGCUUUGUUUGUCUUUGCCAAAUUGGAUCGAUGGUAAGUUACUUUUUAGUUUUUUUUUGAAAAUUUUAAAAUGAAAAUUUAAAAUCAAUUGUUUUUAGCCAGACCUCCUUUAAAACCAUCAUUUUUAGGCUAAAACUCCGCUUCCACUGUCUGUGUGGCUUCGCCGGACUUAUCAUCUUACACUUGAUCACGUUCUCCUGGCCUUUCCUCCCAGGUGAACUUGUAACCUACACCAACAAGGACAUGGAACGUCAUUUGAAUAUGUCUGCUCCAGAGCCGGUUGGCUGUAACAUGGACCGUCUUUCCUGGUGCACAUACACAAAACCAGUCAAUGUUUGGGUAUAUAAUGUGUCAUUUGUACUGAUUGUCGGCGUAUCGUACUGUGUUAUCAACAUCACAUUGGAGACUUUGUUCUCUAAAGUCUUGGGACCAAGAAGGCAGGCCGCACAUCAAGGAUUCUUAGAAAUGACAGAAGGAGCGGCCAGGUUCAGUGGACCGGUCCUGAUUAGGUAUGGUGGGGUUUUGAUAGGGUGGGAUGAAAAUAGAGGGAAAAGUAGUGAAUUUUUGUGACAAAAAACGCAGAUGAAAGGAAUGAAGUUCACACAAACUGUAAAAUAGUUGAGGUAAAAUACGUGUAAUAAUGUUUAAUAGGUUUCAACUGCUGUUACUCACAUGGGGGCAUGACAACGAUUGCUAUAACUUUUUAUUUUGUAAAGUAAAUCAAGUUUUGUAUUUAAAUCCGGCAUGAAAUUUUAAACUAAAGUUUAGGGUAGGGUGGGGUAAAUUUUAUUAUUUAUAAAGGAGUUCGUUGUCUAAGGGUUCCACCGUGUAUAUUAUGGAGAUUGGUAAAGUUAAAAAUGAAUAAGAUAGGGCUAGGGCACUGUAAGAUAAGAAAGGGUAGGACACAUUUUGUUAUAAAGGAGUUUUUUGUACUGGAAUUUCAUUCUAUAAUACAGGGUGUCCCAAGAAAAAUGUCCGAAACUAAAAUGGCAUAUCUUGGUUCAAAUAUGCUAGGAUAUAAUAAGUUAAUGAGUAUCAUUUUAUUAUAAAUAUUAACUAUAUAUAAGUUUUAAUAUAAUUUAUAAUUGAAAAAAAAUAUUUUAAAAAACCUAAAGUAUAAAAACAUAGUUAACAAAAAAUAUUACAUUAUAAUAUUUUUUAAAAAAUAAAAAUAUUCUGACCCAUAAGUUUAUAGAUACUGUAAUUUGAAACAUAUUGCUUUUUGUUUUAUAUUUUUACGUUCAUUUUUAUGUGAGUUAUAGCCUCCGCCGAUAUUUUCGCGCCUCCGCCGACUCUCCGCCGAGAUUUGAAAAUGCGGUAGCGGCAAAAUUUCCAAAAGAAACUUAGAAAAUUUUGCGAGAAAUCUAUUCUCAAGCAAAAUCUCAAUGAAAACCUUUGAAAAACUUAGCAAAAAAAGCAUUUUCAAAUGAAAAUAUGUGUAAUUUUGGUGAAAAUGACGAUUUUUCAAAAAAUCAUAACGCCUUUAAAAUGUACCUAAAAAAAGCAAAAUUUUGCGACGAAAAACUUGUAGUACUAAGCUACCACAGUACAAAGUUUGAAAAUUUUAGCUAUUUUUAUAACCAAGAUCUCCAAGAAGUUAGGAUAAGGUAAACUAUGGUUGGGUAAUGUAGGGUAAGGUAGGGUAAGGUAGGGUAGGGUAGGGUAGGGUAGGGUAGGGUAAGGUAGGGUAAGGUAGGGUAGGGUAGGGUAGGGUAGGGUAGGGUAGGGUAGGGUAGGGUAGGGUAGGGUAGGGUAGGGUAGAGUCAUGUAAGGGUGGAUAUAAAAGAUUUUGUUAUGCAGGAGGUUUUCAAAAAACCUUUAAAAUUUAAAAAUUAGAAAUUUUGUACAUAAAAAUUUUUUAAAAUUCAAUUUUAGUUCCCUCUACACCAUCUUCGGCCCACGGGCAGCAUGGAUCGCUGAAAUCACCGUUCUUUCAACAGCCGUCACUCUCUGGUUAGUCUUCUACAAGCGAUUAGUGCCACUUAAGAUGCCAGUUCAUCCAUCGGUCGAAAACAAAGAUAAGGACGCUCAAUCGACUGAUGAAAGCUUGACUGACGAUGAAGAACAUCUGAUGAGAGAGACCGACCCAGACGUGGCUUCUGUGCUUGGUUAUGUUGGUUUACAUAGAGCUGGGUCGGUGUCGUUGGGCAAACGAGUGUUCGACAGGGCUUCGGUUAGGAGUUCGAUGAGGAGCAACUUCAGGAAGAGCAUCAGGGAUACGAUGAUCAAGGAGUAA
Molecule: messenger RNA, 4122 nt
Organism: Bursaphelenchus okinawaensis
Lineage: Eukaryota; Metazoa; Nematoda; Chromadorea; Rhabditida; Aphelenchoididae
Source: the annotation of a GenBank genome assembly